GUGCCUGCCUGUGACCCUCACGGCUAGGGAGAUCUGCUCUCAAAACUUUUUGUCCCCGUCUUGAUCCUGCCGACAGCUGUCCGCAACAAACGGCGGGCAAGACCACUGUCCAACAACUGCUAUCUCUUCAUACGAAAGACCUUCUCUAAGCCUACAUCAAGAUGACUGACAUCCAGGAGGCCGAGGCGCCGCACAACAACUUCGACACCAUUUUGGUGUUGGACUUUGGCAGCCAGACGAGCCACUUGAUCUUGCGCCGGCUGCGGAGUCUGAAGGUCUAUGCUGAGAUGCUGCCUUGCAACACCAACAUUGCCGAGCUGCCGUUCAAGCCCAAGGGCAUUGUGUUCUCGGGAGGUCCCUCUUCCGUCUAUGAUAAGGACGCGCCUCAUGUCGAUCCUGCUGUUUUCGAUCUUGGCGUGCCAAUUCUCGGUAUCUGGUAUGAGUGCCAGGAACUUGCCUGGAGGGCUGAUGCCAGCAAUGUAGCUGGUGGCACUAUCCGCGAGUACGGCCACGCCGACGUGAACAUUCUCAACACUGGAAACGCCCACACAGAUAGCCUCUUCAAGGGCCUGGGAGACUCUAUGCACGCCUACAUGAGUCAUUUCGAUAAGCUCGUCAAGCUGCCUGCUGGUUUCGUCGUCGUUGCUAGCACGACAAACUCCGAGUUCGCUGGUAUCGCUCACGAGACGAAGCCUAUCUACGGAGUCCAAUUUCACCCCGAACUCGAGCACACCCCUCGCGGUUCGGAGAUCCUCCGCAACUUCGCCAUCGACAUCUGCGGUGCCCAGGACAGCUGGGUCAUGAAGGACUUCAUCCAAAAGGAGAUCGUCCGGAUAAGGCAUCUUGUCGGUGAGACUGCGCAAGUCAUUGGUGCCGUCUCCGGUGGUGUCGACUCGACAGUUGCCGCGAAGCUCAUGAAGGAGGCUAUCGGUGAUCGCUUCCACGCCAUUCUUGUCGACAACGGUGUCAUGCGAUUGAAUGAGUGCGAGCAGGUCAAGGAAACUCUUGAGCACCACCUUGGUAUCAACCUAACAGUUGUUGAUGGCGCCGAGCUCUUCCUGAGCCGUCUUAAGGAUGUCCACGAGCCGGAGAAGAAGCGCAAGAUUAUUGGCGGCACAUUUAUCGACCUCUUCCAGAAGGAGGCUAUCCGGAUUGAGAAGGAGGCCGAGAACACACCAAAUGCCGGUCCUGUCACAUGGUUUUUGCAAGGCACACUGUACCCCGAUGUCAUCGAGAGUGUAUCAUACAAGGGGCCCAGUGCUACGAUCAAGACACACCACAACGUUGGAGGAUUGCCGGAGACUCUCAAGCUGAAACUCAUUGAGCCUCUGCGCGAGAUGUUCAAGGACGAGGUCCGCAAGUUCGGCCAGGAGUUGGGCAUCCACAGAGACCUGGUCAUGCGCCACCCGUUCCCUGGACCUGGUAUUGCCAUCCGCAUUCUCGGCGAGGUUACUCCCGAGAGAGUGCGCAUCACCCGCACCGCCGACCACAUCUUCAUCUCUGAAAUCCGCAACGCGGGUGUUUAUGACGAGAUGAGCCAGGCUUAUGUCGCCAUCAGCAAGGACCGCGCGGUCGGCGUCCAGGGUGAUGCCAGAGUGUACGGCUACAUUGCCAUUCUGCGCGCCGUCAAGACUCUCGACUUCAUGUCCGCAGAGCCAUACGACUUUGACUUUGCCCUUCUCAAGCGCAUCUCGACGCGCAUCGUCAACGAGGUCGACGGCAUCGCCCGCGUCACGUACGAUAUCACCAGCAAGCCCCCUGGAACCAUUGAGAUGGAGUAGACAGACGCACCUGCUGUCACACCCCGUAAACCUUCGAUGGAGUGCGAGGGACAAUCUCGCCCAGGAACGAGAUAGACUGAAGGGUUUUCUUCAGAAGGCGCAUGCCCGGAUCGUCGCCGUUUGCCAUUUGAUAAUCAAUACAUAGAAUUGCUCUGUAUGUGCCUCUUUGUCCAAUGGUAUCAUCUCCCCAUUGGCGUUAUCUACAUUGAGUGCGUCGUCUUCCGAAGAGGAAUCGAAUGGCCAUGAACAAUAAUGCAAUCUUUCGUGACUCUGUCCAUCACCGCCG
This is a messenger RNA of Microdochium trichocladiopsis, 2067 nucleotides long. RefSeq names its product GMP synthase. Gene Ontology annotation, molecular function: ATP binding; GMP synthase (glutamine-hydrolyzing) activity; GMP synthase activity. Gene Ontology annotation, cellular component: cytosol. The record is from RefSeq and is a predicted model, not a curated record. The transcript is spliced from 21 exons. The coding region runs from base 162 to 1781 and encodes 539 amino acids. Gene Ontology annotation, biological process: GMP biosynthetic process. Lineage: Eukaryota; Fungi; Ascomycota; Sordariomycetes; Xylariales; Microdochiaceae.